CGCCGCGCGCGUGUCUAGUGGCAAACAUGGCAGCUGUGCGUGGCGAAGAAACUGCGAGCGAUCGAAAGAAAAACCUUUCUUACGUGAUCGUUAACAAUAUUCCCAAAUUAUACCGUUCUGCAGACCUUCGUAACUUUUUCUCCGAGUUCAUCGAGACAUCGGGAUUUGACUGCUUCCACUUCCGUCACCGUCCCGAAGUUCAGCAAAAGAAGGUAACGGAAACCUCGCGAUCUGAUGAACUUCGUAAGGAUGACGACAGCUCUGCCCCAUCACGUAAAACAACGACGUGCUGCGUUGUGCGCGUCCUGGCUGACCGCGUGGACGAGCUGCUUCGAAUGUACGACAAGAAGCACUGGAUCGGACGUGACGGACAAACGCUGCCGACGCGAUGCUUCAUAAGGAAGGUUCGAGUCCGAAACUGCGAAACAUCGCAAACUCCUUCGUACUUUACCCGGGGAGAACAGAAGGCACUCAGAACCGAAGAAGGUGCUGUGUUGACUGAAACAGACUUGAAUACGCUCAUAGAACUUCGACCGCCUCCCGCGAUGCCCAACGGAAACGUGGGCACACCUACGAAAGUUUUCCUGGCGCUUAUUCAAGCCUGCAAGUUCCCGCCGUACCUGAUCAAGAAACUUGGACUCGUGUUUCCCCGAUCGAAGUCGCGUCGCCUGUACGGAAGUGUGCCUCUUGACUACGGAGACACUGCACGGAGCUCAAAGCGCAGGGAAAACAACGUGAAAGGUGGUGCCGAAGUCUCUGAAACGCCACUUGUGCGGACAGCGACUGGCACCGUCAUAUCCAGCGCCGCGCCCACGAGCCGAUUGAAGAACCAUGGUGACGCUUCGUUGAACGCUGAGGAGGAGCAGAACUUCGACGAUGCGCAGAACAAGGAAGAGAGCGAUGAUGAAGAGUGUGAGGAGUGGGACCGGCACGAAGCUCUGCACAAUGACAUUACAUCCCAAGAACGGACUCGGGAGCGACUGUUUGAAGAGGAACUAGAAGUCCAAUGGGAGAAGGGUGGUUCGGGACUAGUCUUCUAUACAGAUGCACAAUUCUGGGAUGAAGUGGAGGGUGACUUUGAUGCCAAGACAUCAGAUGACUGGGAUGUUGAUAUGAGUAUCUACUACAACCCAGAAUCUGGAGACAAAGAUGCACGAGACUAUGUCUCCAUGCUGCGCUUCAAGAGGUUGAGGGAGACCUCCGAGGAGAUGGACGACGAGAACAGGCUGGCUUCUUUUGAAAAACACACAAAGGGCUUUGGAAGUCGCAUCCUGAAGCAGCAAGGCUGGAGCGAAGGUGAAGGUGUUGGUCGUACCAAGGAAGGCAUAGCCGCUCCCAUUGAUGAUCCUGGUCAACACCCCUGGGACAGGUCUGGAUUUGGUUAUCGAGGUGAGAAGCUGAUACGAACCUUUACCAAGAGCAAGCGAAAGAAGCGCAGCCGUGGUGAAGCAUUCAUCUCGACAGUGUACGACCGGCCUCGGGAGACGGAUCCACCAGAUCCUCUGCUGCGCUCACAUGACACCACUUAUCUGCACUUUCGCAAAUCAUUCGUGAAGGGAAAGGGCACCAGUGAGGACUGAAAUAUUAACUGUAAAUAUUGUUUGUACAUUUCAUGCAUAAAGCAUGUUUUAUCAUGUA
Messenger RNA from Dermacentor andersoni, 1638 nucleotides. RefSeq names its product G patch domain-containing protein 3-like. The record is from RefSeq and is a predicted model, not a curated record. Gene Ontology annotation, molecular function: nucleic acid binding. Lineage: Eukaryota; Metazoa; Arthropoda; Arachnida; Ixodida; Ixodidae. Gene Ontology annotation, biological process: negative regulation of RIG-I signaling pathway; negative regulation of type I interferon production; positive regulation of DNA-templated transcription.